AUGUCAUUCUGGGGAAAUACCAUUUCACCACCUAGCAAAAAGAAAAAAGAUAUCCAUCCAGCGCCGUCUUCGUCAAAUGAAACACGAAGUUUCCUAAAUGCAACUACGACAGAGCCUGCAAGGAUUGAAAUUAGUAAGCUAAUUUCUACAACAAAAAAGAAAGAGAAAAUCCGGCACAAGUUAGGAGUCGAAAAAAUCUCAGAUCUUGAAUCACAACGUGCAUCCUUGAUAGUCGUACGUGAUUCUGGUUUAUCUACCGUAACAAAGGAACAAAUAAACACUGUGAAAGAAACCAUAAGAAAAGAAAAAACAAAAUUGGACAGAUUGAUUCGUGAAUCAGCUCGUCAAAGAAAACGAAGACAAAAACUUAAAGAGAGCAUCGAAACUGUGUGUCAGAACAUCCCUGAAGCAUCAAGUGCUUUGAAACAGUUUAGUCGAAACCAUACUGGACGACCGCGUCUCGAAGUUGACCAACCAGAGCUUUUAUCAACAAUUAUAAAAAUUGUGCAAAAUUUAUCAGCAGCUGACGAACGUCGAAGAACAGAAUGUCUCCGUAGCGUCUCCACUUUAGAUUAA
Messenger RNA from Hydra vulgaris (swiftwater hydra), 576 nucleotides. NCBI's taxonomy places the organism in Eukaryota, Metazoa, Cnidaria, Hydrozoa, Anthoathecata, Hydridae. The record is from RefSeq and is a predicted model, not a curated record.